This is a messenger RNA of Scheffersomyces stipitis CBS 6054, 1272 nucleotides long. RefSeq lists its product as uncharacterized. Bases 1 to 1272 code for a protein of 423 amino acids. NCBI's taxonomy places the organism in Eukaryota, Fungi, Ascomycota, Pichiomycetes, Serinales, Debaryomycetaceae. The transcript has a single exon. The record is from RefSeq and is a predicted model, not a curated record.
AUGUCGGCCUACUACUACAUUCUGAUAGCACUCUCGUGCUCUCUUGCUACUUUCUACAUAACGAGAUAUACUCGGAUAACAAAGAAACUACCCUGCUCAUCUAACUCCGAUAUCCGGUUCUGCUUAGGCAGUUUGGUCGUUCUCACAGGCUGGAACUUGCUCUUUACACUAUUCAACCAGCACAUCAUAUUUGAUUUACCCACCAUUACCAGAUUUUUGGAAGGCAUUCUGGACACGAACCUCGUCAACAAGAGAAGAUCGUCUUCAUUGAACUGGUUCUACUUCGUCAAGGAUAUGGAGAUAGCGCUGAUCAUGGUGGUAUCAAUGCUUUUCAUCCAUUUGUUCUCAAUAGGUAUAUUGCACUGCGUAGAGCUUUUUGAGUCGAUUAUCGUGGAUAUCCAGCUCGCCCAGGAGGCAUGCUUUGGAAAGAACGAGGGUGGAAUUCUUACUUUCAGUUAUAAGGAUGACGAUGUAAUAGACAUGGAAGUGAAUAUGAAUCGGGGUCAAUUGCUAAAUUCAGGAAGUAGUUCAAGCAUAAGAACUCAAAGGAUAUCUCUUUUGCCAGAGCUUUAUCCCAGAAGAUUUUUCAAGAGAAACUUUGCCAUAUUUUUGAUAGCCCUAGUGGCUUCAGCCAAGUUUCUACCAUCAAGUUUUCAAUUGACGUCGUCGUCGAUUCUUUUCGAAACCCAGCUCUAUCAGUUCCGGUUUGAUCACAUAUAUGUGGCACUUGUAGUCACCUUCACUUUAGAUACUGUAACGAAGUUUAUCAAGGUAAUAAGUAUUUCUGGUAGCAGUCCAUACAACUCGUUCAAAUUCACCAAUUUGUUGACGAGGUUUAUUUGGCUCUACGAUUGCAUAAUUCUCAACUUCUCAUUGCUGUUCAUCAUCAUCUUCAAUGAUGUGCUCAUCAACAUGAUCAACCUCAUAAUCAACCAGAAUCCAUCGAGCGAUUCGUCAUUACCGCAUUCGGCAUCGGGAAGGACCUCUAUUCAGUUUAUCAGCUCCAUUAUGAUCAACUACUUUUCCCAUAGUGGACUUUCUUCAGAAAGCCCUAUGUGUUCCGAGGCUGUCUCGCAUUCAUACUGUGACCGUCAUAAGUUACUCAUCUCGUUCAUUGCUGCAUUCGACUCAUUGUACAAUAUCUUGAUCAGUUGCUGGAAUGUACUCAAUCUCUGCUGCUUCAUCGUGGCUCCGUUUAUGAUCUGGAUAAUUAUCGAGAUCAAGAUUGAGUUGUUGGCAAGACACAUAAAGCGUACCAGUUGCCUGGUAUAA